Ascochyta rabiei is the source of this 1923-nucleotide messenger RNA. RefSeq names its product sensitivity to high expression protein she9. The record is from RefSeq and is a predicted model, not a curated record. The transcript has 2 exons. Lineage: Eukaryota; Fungi; Ascomycota; Dothideomycetes; Pleosporales; Didymellaceae. Gene Ontology annotation, cellular component: mitochondrial inner membrane. Gene Ontology annotation, biological process: inner mitochondrial membrane organization. The coding region runs from base 1 to 1923 and encodes 640 amino acids.
AUGAGGCCAAUGCUUCAGCAUGCUUCACGCCUACACAACGUCAAUGCAUCGAAAAUAACACUGUCGUCUCGAUCAAUUCGACGCUUCGUGGUCCAAUCGCCGUCAAUAUGCGUCACCUGUCAGUACCGGCAGGUAUCGACUGCUUUGCGGCAGCAGAGUAGACAACGUCCUAAUAGCGGUUCAGCCGCAUGGCUGCAGCGACACUUUUCGCGCUCGUCAAUAUGGAUGGAGGACAGGAAAUCGCCCGGCUCCUCAGACCCAAUCGCCAUGCCACCGCCUCCGAACGAGCAGAAGCCAAAACCAGCCCAGCCUGCGGACAGAACGCCAGAGCAGCUGAUAGAACGGCAAGAGCGCCUGCGCAGAGAGUGGGAGGAGCAACAGAGGAAGCGAGAAGAAGAGGCUUUGCGGAAAAAGCAGCAGGAAGAAGAAGCACGACGCAAAAGAGAAGAAGAAGAGGCUCUGCGAAAGAAGAAGGAAGCAGAGGCUUCGCAGAAGAGGCAGGAGGCAGAAGCUGCACGAAAGAGACAGGAAGACGAUGCUCUACGGAAAGCACAGCAGUCCAGCCCGCCACGCUCUGCUCAAUCAGGAGCUUUUAGACCAGAACCCCUGCCAGAGCGCCCUUCGCCUGUGGAGACCCAGAAGCCUGUGCAGAGCGAGACAUUGGCCACUGCGAACAAGGACGAUGUCAUCGACAACGUCAAGCGUGUUCCUGACGAGCAUCUGCCAUCGCACCAGGAGCGACAGAGAUCCAACUUCGAAAAGCGCUUCUCAGCGUUCAUGGAUGAGUUACUGCCCAAGAUCGCGAUCGUUACGCAAAAGGUCAACACCUACACUGGAACCGACUAUUCAGGCGUCGAGGCUCUGAGGAGAGAGAUCCAGGAGCAGGAGAAGCUUGUCAAAGCUCGUCGCGUUGCCAUAGACACUACCAAGGAAGCUCUCGAUGCUGCUCUAGAACAGCAGGCCGCCUCACAGAAAGAAGUCGUUGCCCUGCUCGAACGAAAACACUCCUGGUCAUCCAGUGAUCUCGAACGCUACAUGUCCCUCAUCCGCUCCGAACACAUCAACGACAAGGCUGUAAGAGAGGCUAAAGACGCCGUGGAGGCUGCCGAAAACGCACUGGAAGAGGCGCGAAGUUACUUGGAAAAGAGGGAACGUGCACAAUAUCAUGAAGAGCAGAUCUGGAGCGACACCAUUCGGAGAAAUAGUACCUGGGUUACAUUCGGCCUGAUGGGCGUCAACAUCUUCCUCCUGCUUCUCAGUUUGCUUAUCCUCGAGCCUUGGAGACGACGGCGUAUGGUUAGAGAGAUCAAGGGCGCACUAGAAGCACAGCAGGUGGCUGCUGAAACAACACCCGUUCCUGCACUUGCGACUGCUUACGUUGCAGCAAACCCUGUUACUGAAGUACCGGCCGCCAUAAAAGCUGCGGCAGCCCCCACGACCGCAGUUCCGGAAGUCGCAAUUGUGGAGGCCGUCGAGCCUACGAGCACGCCCGCCCAGAGUGUGUCGUCUGUUGGAGUUGAGUCCGACGUCGAUGAGUCGCCAACAGCAGGAACAGAAGAGCCGACGCACAUCACAGACGAGGAUGGCACCAAAAUUGGGAACAUCGUCGAAGAGGUUGUUGAACCGGUCGUCAACCCUGCAGUCCCUGGCGCCGCGCCAUUGUUGACUGAGGACAUCAAGGCUUCCCCGCAAGAUACCAUCAACAUCGAGGAGGAAGUCAGAGAGCCUACUUCAACAAGCGAGAAGGUUUGGGCAAAGCUGGGACUUUAUAAGAGCAAGGCAGCUGUCAUAGCGGAGGAUAUUGUGAGUGAUCGACCCAUCUCGAUGCGUAGAGUCGAUUUCACGGCUGCCGUUUUGCAAGGUGCUGCCGCCGGUGCUGUCAUUGCGGCUGCAACUAUUGCAAUGCUUCUGAGACCCAACUAA